Messenger RNA from Scheffersomyces stipitis CBS 6054, 885 nucleotides. It is a transcript of the gene CTP1, whose product is annotated as Ctp1p. Gene Ontology annotation, biological process: mitochondrial citrate transmembrane transport. Bases 1 to 885 code for a protein of 294 amino acids. Gene Ontology annotation, molecular function: tricarboxylate secondary active transmembrane transporter activity. Lineage: Eukaryota; Fungi; Ascomycota; Pichiomycetes; Serinales; Debaryomycetaceae. The record is from RefSeq and is a predicted model, not a curated record. The transcript is spliced from 2 exons.
AUGAGUGCUCAAAAGAAAAAGGUUGAUCCUCUUAAGUCAUUCAUAGCUGGAGGUACAGCUGGUGCUAUCGAGGGUGUCAUCACCUACCCCUUCGAGUUUGCCAAAACAAGACUACAGUUGAUCGACAAAUCAGCCAACAUAUCUAGAAACCCAUUGGUGUUGAUCUUCAAUGUGGCCAAGACUCAAGGCGUGGGCUCCCUUUACGUAGGAUGUCCAGCCUUUGUAGUAGGAAACACCGUCAAGGCUUCUGUUCGUUUUCUUGGGUUCGAUUCCAUCAAGGCGCUUUUGGCUGACAAGAACGGAAAGUUGUCUGGUCCUAGAGGUGUGAUAGCCGGACUCGGUGCUGGUUUGCUUGAGUCUGUGGUGGCGGUGACUCCUUUUGAAGCAAUCAAAACAGCUUUGAUUGAUGACAAACAACUGGCUAAACCAAAAUACCAAAACGGACUUGUUUCAGGCACAUUAAAGCUUUGUAGAGAUCUUGGAUUCAAGGGCAUUUAUGCUGGUGUGGUACCAGUUUCGUUGAGGCAGGCUGCUAACCAGGCUGUCAGAUUGGGAUCUUACAAUGCCAUCAAGACUAUGAUUCAACAAGCCAGUGGCUCUCGUCCGGACCAGCCUUUAAGUUCAGUAGCUACCUUUGCUGUAGGUUCUUUUGCUGGAAUUAUCACUGUCUAUACUACCAUGCCUAUCGAUACCGUCAAGACCAGAAUGCAAGCCUUAGGUGCAGAUAAGCUCUACACAUCUACCGUCAACUGUUUCGCUAAGAUCUUUAAGGAAGAAGGUCUCUUGACGUUCUGGAAGGGAGCCACUCCACGUUUGGGCAGAUUGGUGUUGAGUGGUGGUAUUGUUUUUACCAUCUACGAAAAGAUGUUGGUGAUCAUGGGCUGA